Messenger RNA from Cylicostephanus goldi, 246 nucleotides. NCBI's taxonomy places the organism in Eukaryota, Metazoa, Nematoda, Chromadorea, Rhabditida, Strongylidae. The record is from the annotation of a GenBank genome assembly.
AUGGUACGAAAUGGACCGGGUAUGUUCAAAAUUGGCGAUACUGAAUAUAGACAUUGGUUUGAUGGCAUGGCAUACAUCCAGCGGUAUCAUUUUGUGGAUGGAAAGAUGUACUACUCAGCUCGAUAUUUGGAGAGCGAUGAUUAUAAGGCUAACAUGAGAGCCAAUCGUAUUAUUGCUGGUUCUUUUGGAACACGAACAUUCCCGGAUCCAUGCAAAACGCUGUUUCAAAGGUAUGCAAAAGUUUAA